CCCGGUGUCCGGUUCGCCGUCGUGACGUCACUCGCCGGACUCUCGGCUGCGCGAGGACGGGACGGGGCGGGGGGCGGCCAGCGGCGACCUUUUCUCUUUAUUUUUCCUUCUUUUCUCCCUAAAAACACCCUCAUCAUCCCCGAAACGCACCGAACAUUCUUCCCGCGGCCGGAGAGCACCGUCACCGGCGGGAUUGCGGCGAAAGGGCUCGCGGCCUCCGCGGGAAAGUUUCUGACCGGCGCUCGUGACAGCGGCGGGAAUCUCGCGCGGCUCCGGGAUUUGACGAGACGGGGAUUCGGCGCGGAUAACGGAGAAAUAACGUCAAAUAUUGUCGAAGUUUGUGUGUAAAUAUAAAUAGAGUGGAAGUCAGAGCCGCAGCGCCCCCGCCGGUAAACUAACGGUAAACUCACGGGAAACUCUCCAGCGACACACCGGCGAUCAGCGGUAACGUAACGUUACUCGGUGAAGGAUGGCUGCCUCAGUGAAGGUAGCGGUGAGAGUUCGGCCCUUUAACUCCCGCGAAACCAGCCGAGAUGCUAAAUGUGUCAUACAGAUGCAGGGAAACACCACCUGCAUCUGGAACCCCAAACAGCCCAAAGAAGCAGCCAAGAACUUCAGCUUUGAUUAUUCGUACUGGUCUCACAGCACGGAGGACGACCCAGCGUUCGCGUCCCAGCAGCAGGUGUAUCUGGACAUCGGGGAGGAGAUGCUGCUUCACGCCUUUGAGGGCUACAACGUCUGUAUAUUCGCCUACGGUCAGACCGGAGCCGGAAAAUCCUACACCAUGAUGGGAAAACAAGAGCCUGGACAACAAGGCAUCAUUCCACAGAUGUGUGAAGAUCUGUUCAAGCGCACCAGUGAGAACACCGAUCCUGAUCUGUCCUGCUCCGUCGAGGUGUCCUAUAUGGAGAUCUACUGCGAGCGAGUGCGGGAUCUGCUCAACCCCAAGAGUAAAGGAGCGCUGCGGGUGCGAGAGCAUCCCAUCAUGGGGCCGUACGUCGAGGACCUGUCCAAACUCGCCGUCACGUCCUACCAUGACAUCAGAGACCUCAUGGACGCGGGGAACAAGGCCCGGACGGUGGCAGCGACAAACAUGAACGAGACCAGCAGCCGAUCGCACGCCGUCUUCACUAUCGUCUUCACUCAGCGCCGCCGAGAUCAGCUGACCAGCCUCGACACAGAGAAGGUCAGUAAGGUGAGUCUGGUGGAUCUGGCGGGCAGUGAGCGAGCUGAUUCCUCCGGAGCCAAAGGCGUGAGGUUAAAGGAAGGUGCUAAUAUCAAUAAAUCUCUCACCACGCUGGGGAAGGUCAUCUCUGCUCUGGCUGAAAUGCAAAACAGCAAAAGAAGAAAAAGUGAGUUCAUCCCAUACAGAGACUCAGUGCUCACCUGGAUACUGAAGGAGAACCUGGGUGGUAAUUCUCGUACGGCUAUGAUCGCUGCUCUCAGUCCUGCAGAUAUUAAUUAUGAGGAAACACUCAGCACUCUCAGAUAUGCUGACCGUGCGAAGCAGAUCCGCUGUAACGCUGUAAUUAACGAGGAUCCAAACGCUCGUCUGAUCAGAGAACUGAAGGAGGAAGUGAACCGACUCAGAGACCUGCUGCUGUCACAAGGACUGAGCCGGCUGGUCACUGCUCCAGCUGCUGAAGUCAAUAAUAACCAUGUGGGUGUCACUCUAAUGCCUGCUGACCCCUCCUCCAAUGGAGCUCCGCCCACAUCCACACCUGUCCCAGGAGAAGGCCCCGCCUCUGAGAGUGACCCCGCCUCUCUGGAUGGCCACGGCCAAUUAGAAGAGUUUCAGGGUGAGAUGAUUACCAAUGAGGAGGCAGUGGAGAGACUGAAGGAAACAGAGAAGAUCAUCGCUGAGCUGAAUGAGACGUGGGAGGAGAAGCUGAGGAAGACGGAGUCUAUACGCCUGGAGAGGGAGUCGAUUCUGGCAGAGAUGGGAGUGUCCAUUAAAGAGGAUGGAGGAACUGUCGGAGUGUUUUCACCAAAAGGGACUCCUCACCUGGUGAAUCUGAACGAGGAUCCGCUGAUGUCUGAGUGUCUGCUGUACUACAUCAAAGAGGGUGUGACCAGGGUUGGUCAGAAGGACGUGGACAUCAAGCUCAGUGGUCAGUUCAUUAAAGAGCAGCACUGUGUGUUUUACAGCUACAUCAACCAGAACGGAGGAGUGGACGUGACUCUGGAGCCGCUGGAGGGGGCGGAGACGUACGUGAACGGGAAGCAGAUCACCGAGUGUGUGCUGCUCAGACAGGGAAACCGCAUCGUGAUGGGCAAGAGCCACGUGUUCCGGUUCAAUCACCCAGAGCAGGCGCGCCUGGAGCGCGAGCGCAGCAGCUGUGUGGAGCAGCAGGGCGAGCCGGCCGACUGGAACUACGCUCAGAGAGAGCUGCUGGAGAAACAGGGCAUCGACAUCAAGCUGGAGAUGGAGAGGAGGUUACAGGACGUGGAGAUUCAGUAUCGGAGAGAGAAAGAGGAAGCAGAUCUACUGCUGGAGCAACAGAGACUGUACGCAGAUUCAGACAGUGGAGAUGAUUCUGACAAACGCUCAUGUGAAGAGAGCUGGAGGCUCAUUUCGUCCCUGAGAGAGAAACUACCAGCUAACAAGGUUCAGUCCAUAGUGAAGCGCUGUGGUUUACCCAGCAGCGGCAAACGGCGCGAGCCGCUCCGUGUCUAUCAGAUCCCGCAGCGCAGACGCAUCAGCAAAGACCCCCAGCAGGUGACUAUGAGCGACCUGAAGCUGCAGGCGGUGAAGGAGAUCUGCUAUGAGGUGGCGCUCGCUGACUUCCGGCACUCGCGGCGUGAGAUGGAAGCGCUGGCCAUCGUCAAGAUGAAGGAGCUCUGCCGCAUGUACAGCAAACGAGACGCGGCCGAGAGCGAGUCCUGGAGGGAGGUGGCGCAGGACGUGUGGGACACGGUGGGCAUCGCAGAGGAGCGCACGCUGGAGACCGCAGACGGAGAGAGCGGCGUGUACGACCUCAGAGCACACAUCGACAAACUGACCGACAUCCUGCAGGAGGUCAAAGAGCAGAACAACAUGAAGGACGAGGAGAUCAGAGCCCUCAGAGACCGCAUGAUGAAGAUGGAGAGCAUCAUCCCGGGAGUGCAGCAGGAUGAUGAUGACGACGACGAAUCAGAGGAACUGCCCAUGAACGGCGAUCAGGGGCGGGGCGAUGACCCGGAUGGGUGUGGCCCUCUGGAGCUCCUCCCUAAAGAGGAGCGAGUGUCACGGCUGAUGGAAGAAGACCCUGCCUUCCGGAGGGGCCGCCUGCGCUGGCUCAAGCAGGAGCAGAUGCGUCUGCACAACCUGCAGCAGCAGCAAAUCACCAAGCGGCUGCGCAGAGGGGGCGGAGCUGGGGGCGUUGCCGGGGAGGGUGUGGUCCACCUUCCUGGAACGGGACGCUUCAUUCCCCCUCAGGACUGCAAGCUGAAAUUCCCCUUUAAGAGCAACCCACAGCACCGGCUCUCUUGGGGCCCGAAUGCAUCCAUCACUCUGGACGAUCUCAAAGAUGAACGCAACGAGGGACGAGGCCCCGCUCCCGGCGUGCCGUUACUUCCUCUACCGUUCCAAGUGCCAGUCAUCAUGCGCGCGCCCUCCCCCAGUCGCCUCUGGCAACCUCCCCAAUACGGCAACUGUAACUAUGGCAACGGCAAUCCGUUUCCUCAGCAACAGUGGCGUUACAGGCGCAACUCACUGGAUGGCUCCACCGUGCCUGGCAACCAGGGUUACUAUAGCAACGGGCACCACAACAAUAACGGCACGCAGCAUUCUGGGCGCGGUCGCUAUCGGCGACAGUCGCCGGGUCCUUGCGCACGCGGGGAGGGGGCGUAUGUGCAACCGUACGUCAAUCAUCAGCGGCCCGCCUUCCAGACUCUACCGCACACGCUUUCCGAUCAACAGCGCGGCAGAAACCAAAAACCACAGGGCUACGUCACUCCGCCGCGCAUGAGACGGCAGAACAGCGCCCCCGACCUGAAGAGCAAAGAAACGCCCGUCUGAUGUGUGCGCAAGUCUGUCGUUUUACUGUCGUUCACGUAAGAUGUCAUGAAAUACAAAGCCGUUUUGUUUUAAUGGGUUAGUUAACAGUCUCGUGUAGCCAGACUAUCAGCAGAAUUCAUUCUGGCCAAGAACCGCCCACUUUUGACAGGAAGAGAGCGUUUGAAUGACAGUUAAAACCUGUUUGCAAUGAGAGCGAUAACUAUGAUGAUGGUUUAAUAUUCGCUCUUAAGGUGAGCUCACAUUUACUGUAGUUCUGCACAGUUUUGCAGGCGAAAUCAAGUUGUUUUAAUAGGAAUCUACGCGAUUGGGAAUUUUGCAUGAGAGCGAAAGAUUUCAUUGGUCAGGCAAAUUUGCCGCGUAAGAGACAAUGUCUCUGACAAUGUUUUUUUUUUGUCUGUACAAUUUCACCAAAAAAUCACAAAUGUGACCUUACUAUAAACAGUGUUUUAUGUAUCGUUACACUUUUGAUUAUGGACAAAAUACUUUUUCAGUCUGUUACAUUUUGAAUGUGUUUAGCUAAUGUAACCAUCACGUAAUUAGAAGUCCACCUCACGACUAUAACGAUUAGUUCUGCACAUUUUUGAAGGGUAAAAUCAAGUCCUUUUAAUAGGAAUCUACGCGAUUGUGAAUUUUGCAUGAGAGCGAAAGAUUUCGCAACUGGUUCAAGUUGGUCAGGCAAAUUUGCGGCGUUGACCAACAAAAACUUGGAUUGAAAGUGAUUUCUUGGAUUGUAAGAGACAAUGGACCUUUUUUUUUCGUUUGCCAGAAAUUUGCAAAAAUUUGUGACCUUGCUUUAAGCAGUGUUUUAUGCAAUCGCUACAGUUAACAUGAUAACGGACAACAUACUUUUUUAGUUUCUUACAUUUUGAAUGUGUUUAGCUAAUGUAACCAUCACUUAAUUAGAAGUCCACAUUACGAUUAAGAUUUGUUCUGCACAUUUUUACAGGUGAAAUCAAAUCGUUUUAAUAGGAAUCUACGCGAUUGGGAAUUUUUUUCGCGAAAGAUUUCCCCACACAGAUUUCACAACUGGUUCAAGUUGGUCAGGCAAAUUUGCCACAUUGACCAACAAAAAGCUGCUUGGAUUUAAAACGAUUUCCUGGUUUGUAAGAGACAAUGGACCUUUUUUUGACUCUGAAAUUUCGCCAAAAAAUCGCAAAUGUGACCUUACUAUAAACAGUAUUUUAUAUAUUGCUACACUUUUGAUUAUGGACAACAGACUUUUUUAGUUUAUAAAUUUUGAAUAUGUUUUGAUAAUGUAAUUAUCACUUAAUUAGAAGUCCACAUCAGGACUAUAACGAUUAGUUCUGCUCAUUUUUACAGGUGAAAUCAAGUCCUUUUAAUAGGACCUUUUUGUCCGUCUGUGAAAUUUCAUUUAUGUAUCCCUACACUUUUGAUAAUGGACAACAGACUUUUUCAGUAUGCAAAAUUUUGAACAAGUCCACAUCACAUUCACAACUAUAACGAUAACGACACAGAGGAGCAAUAUCAUUGGAAUCACUUUCAAAACGAAAACAUUGACAACCAAUCAGAAUCCAUCCGAGCUCAAGCAUUUAAAGCGACAGACGACAAAACUGAAUUUUAUUGUCCACUGGUGAGCACGACUAUAGCUAUCAUUACAGUUAUCGUUCUUGGAGUGAACGGGCCUUUAGUCCUGGUCAUCCAAUCAGAUUAGAGCUUGUGGUUUUUGCAAAGCUCUCAUUAUUUUAAGUGCAAUAUGCAUGUGUGGGCGGUCCGAGACUAGUUAACCCAAACUGACCCAAACUCAGUUGACGCACAGUGGCACGUCACUUCUCCGUCUGUGUGUUUAGUGUUAUUCAGGAUCACGUACCUCCAGCAAUGACUCGGCCCAGGACUAGCUGUGCAUUAGUUUUGGGUGUUCGUAUGUUCAGCCUUAAUGUGCCUUAAUGAGAUGCCGAUAAUAACCUGAGAUCACUGAAGGAAAUGCCAUGGGAGUGUGUGAGUGUGUGUGUGAGACGCUGAUGAUUUACUGUGUGAGAUCUGAGGAAGUUUUGAUGCUCGAUUCAUGGAUGUGGUUCUUUUGAACCGGUUCUUGCAAAUGAUUCGUUCACCUGAUUCAGAACGGAACAAAACACAAAUGUUCUGGCUUCAGUACAUGUUCAGAUGCUGCUAGAAUCAUUUGACUCACUAUUUCAUUUUAUUUCAGUCUUUCAAUUUUUUUAAUCAUUUUUUUAUCGUUACGCCAAACUCAGCAUUUCAGUAAUGGUCUUUAGCGUAAUAAACUGAGCCAGAUGAUCAGUGUUAAACUACACAAGAUUUCAUCACACUCGUCGAUUCACCUCGUUCACAGCUCAGUUAAUGAACAUUUAACCAGAAACGUUUGAACUGAAAUAAACAUCACUGAAUGACUCGAAUCAAGAACCAGUUCACUGAAACGAACCAGCUGAAUCAAACGAUUCACUGAAAUGAUUCAGACUAGAGGAGAGAAAUUAGACAUGCGAAAGUGUGUAGAGCUGGAAUGAGUUUACUAACAGAUGAUGAUGAUGAUGGUGAAAGUGAUGUGAGAGUUCAAAGGUCAAUGAAAUGGAUGUGAAGAUGCAAGUCGUGUGAGUUUUAGAGGUGUUUUUAGGAUUUCUGUGGGUUUUUUAAGUUGCGAGUGAACGUGCAGAUGACGGAUGUUUUAAACUCGACCAGAUGGCUGAAAUAUUUUGACUAUUUAUUUGGAUUAUGAUUCCUGUCGUUUGAUCCGUUUUGACGUUAUUUUUGAGGCAGAUUUCGAUCAGUCGUGCAGUGGUGCAUCAUGCUGGACGCUCGAGACUCUUAAGAAGAUUCCCACUGCAUGCCGUCAGACACAUGCUGCGUCCCAGUUCACCUGCUUAUACUGUGCCCUAAAAGUGUGUACUCUUUUUGUGAAGAAAAAUACAGGCUUUUGAGUAUGUAGCAGAAUUGUAGGCAAGCUUUGGGACAUACUACUUAGUUAUUAACGAACGCUCUGUUGCUUAGUUGCUUGAAUUCUGUCACUGUUUAAACUGCCCCGUCAAUCAUCUUAUCACAGUUAACGAAAUUCACAUUUCGUUUAAUUUAAUUUCCUACCGUAUUGGAGAGAAAUAAAGAAGCACAUCGCGGGUCUAUCACGCAGAGAACUCUCUUCAUAUGUUUGCAUAAUGAUGCAUUUAAAAGUGAAUGACUAAAUGUAUCAUUAUAAAAGUUCACGAUGUUUCUGCAGAUUAAAUAUAACGCGCAUAACAUUAAAUAAAUAUUUUUAAAUCAGGUUAGAUAUUGAUUAUUUAUCAUUCAAACACCGUUCUCUGCCUGUUUGUCAGUCUCGCAUAACUGCCAUGUUUGUAGUUUUAAACACUUUUUAUGUGUGUUUGUAGUUCUAAAGGAAUCCUCGUCCACCGCGCAAUGUAUUGUGGGUAAUAUUAGCCGUUAGAGUGCUCUUCGAAUUUUAAUCUCAAGUAGUAGACCAUCCGGGAAUCUUUGGCACACUAUGAUUUGGGACGUAAUAAUUCUGUUUUCGAAUACUGUUUAGGGCAGAUAGUAUGUGAAUUUGGACGCAGCAAAAGACACAUGGGAGGCUGUUCUUGUGUUCGGUGUCGUCAUGGUAACUGCGUCGCAGGGGGGGGGGGGG
Onychostoma macrolepis is the source of this 7589-nucleotide messenger RNA. Its product is annotated as kinesin-like protein KIF1C. The transcript has 23 exons. Gene Ontology annotation, molecular function: microtubule motor activity; ATP binding; microtubule binding. Gene Ontology annotation, biological process: microtubule-based movement. Bases 470 to 4000 code for a protein of 1176 amino acids. NCBI's taxonomy places the organism in Eukaryota, Metazoa, Chordata, Actinopteri, Cypriniformes, Cyprinidae. The record is from RefSeq and is a predicted model, not a curated record.